Caenorhabditis auriculariae is the source of this 2726-nucleotide messenger RNA. NCBI's taxonomy places the organism in Eukaryota, Metazoa, Nematoda, Chromadorea, Rhabditida, Rhabditidae. The record is from the annotation of a GenBank genome assembly.
AUGAGAAGUCUGAUUUAAUUAUAGUCCGGGGGAAGGAGAACUGGCAAUAACGUUGAGGCGGACGUGAAGGCGUCGUGGGUCCAGGAUCGAUGGCUCGCAUCGCGAUGAGCCUCAUGCCGGCUCUCUCCAGCCGGACACAAAAAGCAGCCAGCUUCUAUCAGCCUCGCACUACGUUAUGCCUUUCUGUGGCUAACUAAAUGCUGGAUUGUCACAAUGCGAAAAAUAAAAAUCCAUUAGGCAAAAAAAACCCCAAUAGGGAUUGAAAUUAAAAAAGCAAUAGCUUAGAAACUGAAAAUUACCGCUAUUAUUUUGGGAAUCGAAGUUUAUUCUCAAUACUUUCCUUGUUGACAACUCUCAGUAGAUUAGUAUUCCUCAAUUCAAUAUUUAAGUCCAAUAUUCAUUCAUUUUUAGUUAGUAUAUAAGAUUGCAAAGAAAAGUUUUUCUUUUUUAUUUUUCUGACCUGUCAACUUUGAUUGAACUUGAUAAAGAUGAGAAUGGAUUACGAAGUGGCUCCGAAAUUCAACCAAAUUUCUUUCUUUUUUGAGACAAGUUUCUUGUAAGAAAUUGAAUGACGCAAAAAAGAUAAAAGAACUGAUUUCAUUUUGUACCAACCUGUUUUUUUUCUCAAAAAACACAUUCAUCGUGAGCCCAGAAUAGAAAAGUGUACCGUUGGUAAACAAGGAGAAACUAGAAUGUUGCAAAAAAUCUUCGAAAUUCCAACAAGCUUAUCUGCAACUCAGGCUGUCGACAGCGUUGCCCACGACAACGGCGAACGUUUGAACCAAUUACCACAUUUGCCGCUUCUCCGGCGGAAAGAGUGGUUCUUUCAAGGGACUCUCUAACAAAAAUUGUUUAUUGGAUCAGGACCAUCGACACAAAUUCUCUUGUUGGGAAGGAAAGGGAACAAAUUAUAUGCAAAAUGAGUACGAAGCAUAUACUAUUGCGUUUGAAAUCGUGAAAUUAAAAGAUCACACUUUUUUAAAAGAAAAUAGUGACAUCAUUAUAAUGCAUUGUUAAUUUGAACUGAAACAGUGAAAUAAAUCGAAAUUUUUUUUCCUCGGGAGUUUUUAAAGAUGAAAAUUGAAAAAAAUUCCUGUGGGCUCAAAAGACCACGCAAAACUUUGAAAUAUUCCUCUCCCAAACUGAUAAAAUUUGAACUUUGAACUCAGGUUUCACGUUCAACAGAUUUCAGCAAACUUAGCGAACUACCGAGCGCAGAGAAAAAGUUAGCCUUCGAUUCAAUUCAGAAGCUCAAAUUCUUUCUUUUUUUCCAGCUUAGUUCCGCUUUGAACACGGGAAAUCUUGGGAAGACAUAAAAUUUGUUGGUUACAUGGAAACAAAACUUGUAACCUGGUAGCCUAAUGCAUUCCUUCAACUUCUUCGCUCUCGGAAAUGUUGAGACCGGCUCUUCUCUGCUCCCUAUUCUGUUUUUGCGUUGUUAUUUUCACAUCGAUUCCUAUUCUUCUAUACCCACGGUUUUCAAUUAUCAUUUAAAAAAAAGUCUCACAAUUAUUUUUUUUCAGAUGGAUUUAUAAUGAAGAAUGGAAAUACGAGCAACUCGACUUUGAGAACCAACAAUCUUCAGCUUUAUCGGUUUCCCAUCUAAAAAUUGUACUUGCUAUUCACAGCUUUAGACGUUGCAAACAACCAAUCAAUAUGCUUAUCGAGUCCAGCAAAUCUUCAGUGGGGUGGACUUGAAGAAAGACGAGAUAAAAGGUGGUCGAGUUUUUUCUUCGAAGUAUAAAAACGAGUUUAUUUCAGCACUGCUCACGGACUAUUUAAACGACGUGGAGAGUUUCAAUAACUCGUACCUUUUCCGAUGGACUACACCGCAAUGGUAGUGUUAAAAGGCGAAAAUCAAGAGUAUGCAAUUUUCAGCUAUUGGAACGUGAUAACCCAAUCUUUCACUAUCGGUUUUGAUGGAAAAAUUGUUAUAAGGAGGAUAAAGUCGAAAGUUCUGAUAUUGGUUGCAAGAGUUUUAUUUCCAUUUCUUGCAACUUUCUUCACAGGUGGAUUUUUUUUUAACCUUUAUGUAACUGUUCAGAGGUUUCAGGUUGUUUUGCCGCAGCGAUUUUGCGAAUCUUUUUCAAUAUUGUCUAUCUCCUAUUCAAAAAGUUUGAGAAACUGGAACCCCUUUCAAGAGCUCGUAACAAAUUGACGAUUAUUCGAGAUUCAGUUGUUUUGGGGAUUAUCACAGUUCACUUCUGCGCAGCUUUUCUACUCAGUUAGUGUUCAACUGAUUCACGGUUAGCUUGAGACGCAAAAAGGCGUGGCCAGAUCUCCACCAACCCGGCAAUGUCUCUUUUCUUACCGUGCCAGGACCCUUUUUUCGAUGGCUCUAGCCAGCCAUGAAACAAUUAAGGUCAUAGCCGAAAAAUUCAAUGAAAGUUCAGAUGUUCUAUACAUACACAAAAAACUUGACAUCUCUUACAAAGAAUCAUUUUCUUCUACGGUGAUGUUGCUAACGACGUUCUCAGCUCCAAGAACCUUUUUUGCGGUGAGACAUCAAAUUAAAAACAAAAAUUCAGUCCUUUUCUCAGGUUGAGUCGUUUGAAGUGCUUCAGAUGGCAUCGUUCUACUUGUACUUGUACGCUUCUUGGGCCGCCGUCGUUCUCUCCUUCUUACGUCUUCAAAAAAAUAUCGAAAUCUCUCAAGCUUUCGUGGCUACUUUGGAUGACAUCAAACGACAACACGACAAAGAAAUUGAAAUUUUGAAAAAUCGUUGA